This is a messenger RNA of Xenopus laevis (African clawed frog), 1632 nucleotides long. It is a transcript of the gene rab20.S, whose product is annotated as RAB20, member RAS oncogene family S homeolog. Gene Ontology annotation, molecular function: G protein activity; GTPase activity; GTP binding. Lineage: Eukaryota; Metazoa; Chordata; Amphibia; Anura; Pipidae. The record is from RefSeq and is marked provisional. Gene Ontology annotation, cellular component: phagocytic vesicle; phagocytic vesicle membrane; cytoplasmic vesicle membrane.
GCGGUGACGAGCAGAGCAGAAGUAGCAGGCUUCAGUGCCGAGAGGCUAAGAAAAGGGAUUUAUUCCAGCCUUUAGCAAUAAUGUUCUACCAAAAGUUGUCCCAUGAAUUCAGGCUGAAGCUUCAUGGAGGAGAAAUAGGACUUUAGGAAUUGUGAAUCAGUCUUGCCUGUGCUGAUUUUGGAUAUUCUGUGCUUAGUCUCCACCCGCAGCAUGAAGAAGCCAGAUCUGAAGGUUGUGCUGCUGGGGGACAUGAAUGUGGGAAAGACCUCCCUAUUGCACAGGUAUAUGGAGAGGAGGUUUCAGGACACUGUAAGCACAAUCGGUGGAGCUUUCUAUCUUAAACAGUGGGGGCCCUACAACAUCUCCAUAUGGGAUACUGCAGGACGGGAACAAUUUCAUGGCCUGGGUUCUAUGUAUUGCAGAACAGCCUCUGCAGUUAUCUUGACCUAUGAUGUUAGCAACAUGCAGAGCCUUCUGGAACUAGAAGACAGGUUUCUGGGACUGACUGACACAGCUAGUGACGACUGCAUCUUUGCUGUGGUGGGGAACAAAAUCGAUCUCACUGAUGACUAUGACUCUGAAAAUGAGCUUGAAGGUGAAAGACCCCGUACCUCCAGCAAGAUCCAUAGACAAGUGAAUUUAGAGGAUGCGAUUGCUUUUUACAAGAGAAUUAUGAAAUAUAAAAUGCUUGAUGAGAAUGUUGCCCCAGCAGCAGAGAAGAUGUGUUUUGAGACAAGUGCAAAGACUGGAUACAAUGUCGAUGUUCUUUUUGAAGGUGUUUUUAAUAUGGUCCUACCUCUGAUUGUGAAGAAAAAAGCCAGUGGACGUGAGGAGACUGUAAACCUUGCACAAAGUAAAUCUGAGAAUUCAAAAAAUAGGUGCUGUUAAUCAUCAUCUGCAGAUAUAGUUUUUAAAUGUAGUCCAACAUUUCAGAAGUAGCUGAUUGGGGGAUCCUAUCUAAAUACAGAAGGCUCCAUGGGUAACACAAAACAUGCAGCGCACUCAUAUGGGAAUAUCAGGAGUCCUAAAGUCUAUUAAGGGGCCCCUGUUGCCAAAACAUAUUAUCCCAAAGCAAAGGUGUGGGCUAAUAGAGCCCUCACUCCAGUUGGGGGUAACAGGGUUUUUUUUCUUUUAAAUUGCCCCCGCCAGUGCUAGGACACUCGCAUCAGGAAGCAGCUUCCAAUUUGAGUAACCAUGUCAGUCACAGCGUAUGCACAUGCUGGUCAGAGGUCAUGCCACUUGUGAUAUCAUACUCAUAAUUGAGCAAAUUUCGGCACUCAUACGCAUGCAUGUACCCCAACAUGGCUACUCGAACCGGGAGUUUCCUCCUGGUGCAGGAGGGGGGCAAUUUAAAAAAACUGUUAUCCCCAACUGGAGUGUGGGCUCUAUUGUUUUUUGGCAACAGGUGCCCUUUAAGUCAACCCCAAGAUUUUACCUGCCUUCUGUGGUAAGGCUCCUGUAUCUGCUACAUAUUAUUGAGGCAAAAUCCAACCAAUUGGUGGCAAUUCCACCAUGGCAGCUAUAUUUUGAUAAAUGCAACAAUUGCUAUGCCUUUCUGCAAGAUUACCUGUAUAAAAGGAGGACGAACAUCACUGAGCCUAUAAAAUUUAAUAAAAGAAAAUUAUUACUGCA